UCUGAUCUUUGCUCAUAGGUUUCCCGCACCCGGAGCGUGGACCGAGAGCAGCCCAGGAGACAGGAGCCACCGCCCCUGACCAUGUAGAUGCCAGCUCUGGGGAGCAGCAUGGGCCCCACUGAAUGGAGACUCCUGGGUCUACAGCCCUGAGCCCCUCCAGCCCCUGGACCUCGCCCCACACCCGGGGACGCCCCUUGGAGCCCAGCACCACAGUCGCCAGCCCACCUCAGCCACCCCCGGGGGUCAGCCACCAGGAGCCACAGCCGUCCAGUGAGGUUGUGCUGAGGACAGCCGCACAGCGCCAUCGCCUGACUGCCUCUUGUCCAGUGGUGACCCUCGGGCACACCCCGAGCAGGGACUGCAGCAAACAUGGGUGACAUGACCAACAGCGACUUUUACUCCAAAAACCAAAGAAAUGAGUCGAGCCAUGGGGGCGAGUUUGGGUGCACGAUGGAGGAGCUGCGCUCCCUCAUGGAGCUGCGGGGCACGGAGGCCGUGGUCAAAAUCAAGGAGACCUAUGGGGACACUGACGCCAUCUGUCGGCGCCUCAAAACCUCAUCUGUCGAAGGUUUGCCAGGCACUGCUCCAGACCUGGAAAAGAGAAAGCAGAUUUUUGGGCAAAAUUUUAUACCUCCAAAGAAGCCAAAAACCUUCCUGCAGCUCGUGUGGGAGGCGCUGCAAGACGUGACGCUGAUCAUCCUAGAAAUCGCGGCCAUCAUCUCCCUGGGGCUUUCCUUCUACCACCCGCCCGGCGAGAGCAAUGAAGGAUGUGCCACGGCGCAGGGCGGGGCAGAGGAUGAAGGGGAGGCGGAGGCGGGCUGGAUCGAGGGGGCCGCCAUCCUCCUCUCGGUCAUCUGUGUGGUCCUGGUCACAGCCUUCAAUGACUGGAGCAAAGAGAAACAGUUCCGGGGCCUGCAGAGCCGCAUCGAGCAGGAGCAGAAGUUCACCGUGGUCCGGGCUGGCCAGGUUGUCCAGAUCCCUGUGGCUGAGAUCGUGGUUGGGGACAUCGCCCAGGUCAAAUAUGGCGACCUCCUCCCUGCUGAUGGCCUCUUCAUCCAGGGCAAUGACCUCAAGAUUGAUGAGAGCUCCCUGACGGGGGAGUCUGACCAGGUGCGCAAGUCUGUGGACAAGGACCCCAUGCUGCUGUCAGGGACCCACGUGAUGGAGGGCUCUGGACGGAUGGUGGUGACCGCCGUGGGCGUGAACUCUCAGACCGGCAUUAUCUUUACCCUGCUGGGGGCCGGUGGUGAGGAGGAAGAGAAGAAAGACAAGAAAGGUGUGAAGAAGGGGGAUGGCCUUCAGCUACCAGCGGCCGAUGGUGCGGCAGGUUCAAAUGCUGCAGAUAGUGCAAAUGCCAGCCUAGUCAAUGGUAAAAUGCAGGAUGGCAAUGUGGACGCCAGCCAGAGCAAAGCCAAACAGCAGGACGGGGCAGCCGCCAUGGAGAUGCAGCCCCUCAAGAGUGCCGAGGGAGGCGAUGCCGACGACAAAAAGAAGGCCAAUAUGCACAAGAAGGAGAAGUCGGUGCUGCAGGGCAAGCUCACCAAGCUGGCGGUGCAGAUCGGCAAGGCCGGCCUGGUGAUGUCGGCCAUCACCGUGAUCAUCCUGGUGCUCUACUUCACCGUGGACACCUUCGUGGUCAACAAGAAGCCGUGGCUCCCCGAGUGCACACCCGUCUACGUGCAGUACUUCGUCAAGUUCUUCAUCAUUGGCGUGACGGUGCUGGUGGUCGCCGUGCCCGAGGGGCUCCCUCUGGCUGUCACCAUCUCGCUGGCCUACUCAGUGAAGAAAAUGAUGAAGGACAACAACCUGGUCCGCCACCUGGACGCCUGCGAGACCAUGGGCAAUGCCACGGCCAUCUGCUCGGACAAGACAGGCACGCUCACCACCAACCGCAUGACAGUGGUGCAGGCCUACGUGGGCGACGUCCACUACAAGGAGAUCCCCGACCCCAGCUCCAUCAAUGCCAAGACCAUGGAGCUGCUGGUCAAUGCCAUCGCCAUCAACAGCGCCUACACCACCAAGAUUCUGGUAGGUGGUACAGCCUCCGCCAGAGGGGACGCCGUCCGGUGGGGCGGCACAGCAGCACUGGCAGGGGGAGCAGUGAGCCGCCAGCAGCUCUAUCCAAUCUGGGAGAAGAGCAUGAGUCAGCAGCGAGCAGCAGAGGAUGGGGGCUUCCAGCAAUGGCCCGUCUACGCCCAGAGGAAUCCUGAGAAGAGUCAGGGGCUGCUCGGUAGAGGGUGGAAGUCCAGCCAGCCUCCAGACCAGGCUCAGAAAUCUAGACGGCAGAACAUCCUCACCAUGCAAGAGGAGUGUGGCCUCCUGGGCUUCGUGCUGGACCUGAAGCAGGACUAUGAGCCUGUGCGCAGCCAGAUGCCGGAGGAGAAGCUGUACAAGGUGUAUACCUUCAACUCGGUGCGCAAGUCCAUGAGCACCGUCAUCAAGAUGCCGGACGAGAGCUUCCGCAUGUACAGCAAGGGCGCUUCUGAGAUCGUGCUCAAGAAGUGCUGCAAAAUCCUCAACGGAGCUGGUGAGCCCCGGGUCUUCCGGCCCCGCGACCGGGACGAGAUGGUAAAGAAGGUGAUUGAGCCCAUGGCCUGUGACGGGCUUCGCACCAUCUGCGUGGCCUACCGCGACUUCCCCAGCAGCCCCGAGCCCGACUGGGACAACGAGAAUGACAUCCUCAGUGACCUCACCUGCAUCUGCGUGGUGGGCAUCGAGGACCCCGUGCGGCCUGAGGUCCCGGAAGCCAUCCGCAAGUGCCAGCGAGCAGGCAUCACGGUCCGCAUGGUCACCGGUGACAAUAUCAACACAGCCCGGGCCAUUGCCAUCAAAUGUGGCAUCAUCCAUCCUGGGGAGGACUUCCUCUGCCUCGAGGGCAAAGAGUUCAACCGGAGAAUCCGCAAUGAGAAAGGGGAGAUUGAGCAGGAGCGAAUCGACAAGAUCUGGCCAAAGCUGCGGGUGCUGGCUCGCUCCUCCCCCACGGACAAGCAUACCCUGGUCAAAGGCAUCAUCGACAGCACACACACAGAGCAGCGGCAGGUGGUGGCCGUGACGGGAGACGGCACCAACGAUGGGCCUGCGCUCAAGAAGGCUGACGUGGGCUUCGCCAUGGGCAUCGCAGGCACAGACGUGGCCAAGGAGGCCUCCGACAUCAUCUUGACGGACGACAACUUCAGCAGCAUCGUCAAGGCGGUGAUGUGGGGCCGCAACGUCUAUGACAGCAUCUCCAAGUUCCUACAGUUCCAGCUGACAGUCAACGUGGUGGCUGUGAUCGUGGCCUUCACGGGCGCCUGCAUCACGCAGGACUCCCCUCUGAAGGCCGUGCAGAUGCUCUGGGUGAACCUCAUCAUGGACACGUUCGCCUCGCUGGCACUGGCCACCGAGCCGCCCACCGAGACCCUGCUGCUGAGGAAGCCGUACGGCCGCAACAAGCCCCUCAUCUCGCGGACCAUGAUGAAGAACAUCCUGGGCCACGCUGUCUACCAACUCACCCUCAUCUUCACCCUGCUCUUCGUUGGUGAGAAGAUGUUCCAGAUCGACAGUGGGAGGAACGCGCCCCUGCACUCGCCACCCUCCGAGCACUACACCAUCAUCUUCAACACGUUCGUCAUGAUGCAGCUCUUCAACGAGAUCAACGCCCGCAAGAUCCACGGCGAGCGCAACGUCUUCGACGGCAUCUUCCGGAACCCCAUCUUCUGCACCAUCGUGCUGGGCACCUUCGCCAUCCAGAUAGUGAUCGUGCAGUUUGGAGGGAAGCCGUUCAGCUGCUCUCCGCUGCAGCUGGACCAGUGGAUGUGGUGCAUAUUCAUCGGGCUAGGAGAGCUUGUCUGGGGCCAGGUCAUCGCCACCAUCCCAACCAGCAGGCUUAAGUUCCUCAAGGAGGCAGGGAGGCUCACGCAGAAGGAGGAGAUCCCAGAGGAGGAGCUCAACGAGGACGUGGAGGAGAUAGACCACGCCGAGCGGGAGCUGCGGCGGGGCCAGAUCCUGUGGUUCCGAGGCCUGAAUCGGAUCCAGACCCAGAUUGAAGUAGUCAAUACUUUCAAGAGCGGGGCCUCCUUUCAGGGCGCCCUGAGGAGACAGUCCUCCGUCACCAGCCAGAGCCAGGACAUCCGCGUCGUGAAGGCGUUCCGUAGCUCUCUCUAUGAAGGUCUAGAAAAGCCUGAGUCUCGAACCUCCAUCCAUAAUUUCAUGGCUCAUCCUGAAUUCCGGAUCGAAGAUUCCCAGCCCCACAUCCCCCUCAUUGACGACACCGACCUGGAAGAGGAUGCCGCGCUCAAGCAGAACUCCAGCCCGCCGUCCUCGCUCAACAAGAACAACAGCGCCAUCGACAGCGGGAUCAACCUGACGACCGACACAAGCAAAUCAGCUACCUCUUCAAGUCCAGGGAGCCCCAUCCACAGCCUGGAGACGUCGCUUUAGCUGAGGCCCCCGCCGCCGCCCCCCCCGGGCCCCGCCCACCCAGGCCCCCGACUCACCCACGCAGCAGCGAGCAACACGGAAACCAAAUAACUGGCGAGAAAACCGUUUCCACCCAACAGACCCUUUUUCUGGCUGCGAUGCUGUUUGAACUCUUUUUCACUUUGAGGCAAGGGCGGGAUCUCCUCCUGGGUGGGGGGUGGGGCGCUUAAGGGAGUGAGCGGUUUCCCCAGAACAAGCCCGUCCUGGCUCCGCCCGACCCGGACCAGCCACGCACCCGCCAGCGCCAGUCCCCUGCAUGAAUGUACCGCACACUUCCGGUCCUCCCCUUGUUUGUUUUUGGGGGGGGUGGGGAGGGGUGGUUUUUGUUUGUUUGUUUGUUUUCUUAGGCGGGAACUGCAAACAGACUCUUUUCUGAGACUAUCUAUCCAAUCCACUGGUCUGUGAGUUUUUGAAAUGCUUGCGCAGCAUGGUCUCAGUUGUAUAGGUUAAUUUAACAACUUUUUGAAAUUGCAGAGCUUAACUCGCCUAGUCAAUUUGCACCAAUGGAACCGAAGAACUUCAGACACUCACAAGGUUAUAUCCAUUUCUUUGUAUCUAUAUCAACGUAUACUUCUCCAAGACUGUAUACGUCCAUAUAGAUAGGUAGAGAUAUAUAUAUAUAUAUAAAUAUAUAUACAUGGAUAUAUAAAGUUUCUUUGCCGGCAUGUUGCCUUGUUUCCGCUUAAAUUGCUCUAUUUUAACUUAUUUAUGUCCUAAAAGAAGAAUGUAAUUUGUUUACAAACCUGUAGAUAGCGUCUUUGGCUAUUUGUACGGUUUAAGGACACUGGUGGCUGAGAUGCUAGAAAACACAGCUCAGCCCGACAGACACCUCCCUGGAUUGCAUCCUUGAUGUUUUAUGAUAGCCAUGCUCUGAUUUUUGCCUGCUCUUUCCGUUCGAUAACGUCACUACCGCGGGAGGCUCAGGCAGAAGCCAGAUGUCAGCGAGUAUCCAUCCAUGAGGGGUCCAACAGCAUGCUCUGUAGACAAAGGGAGAGGAGGAGAGAAGGCUUCCGGGUUCCAAGCACUAACAGCCAGCCCGGCCCCAGGACGACGGGGUCCGCAAAGCCCGGGGUGAAGACUUUUCUCUCAAUGAAACUCACUUGAGUUUACUAAGAGCAUUUCACAAAGAGGUUCUCUCUGGCACUGCCGGUACAGAGAUUGAGGUAGUGUUGCAAUAUUAUAAAUGCUAUUGUGUUCAUUUUCUUUUUCAGUUAGUAAUUUAGGGGCUUAUUUCCUUAUGAAUUGCAGCGUAUGAGCUGUGGGCAUAGGGGAUGAGGUUCAUUCUGGCGUGCUGCUUUUAUUUUUAUGUUUGAAGAACAGCCUUUUUCUCUGCACUAUUUAGAUCCGUACUAACCUUAUGAUGUGUAUAUUGAGAUGUAUUCAGUGUGAUUUUUUUAAACCAAAUUGUCUUCCUGUAGUCGCAAUAUAUACUGUAGCCUUUUAACAGCAAGUCUUGCUUUCCCAGACAGAAAGCCAUUCUGAAACCCUGCAGUAUCACAGGUGAGAAAAGGUGGUUAUCUUCCCCCAAGACAAUAACAGCACUAGUAACCCCACUUAGUAAGAGCUUAUUUAAUUGUAUGUCAGCCUCUUAACUGCUCAGCACUUUGUGGGUAUCAGCUUUUUUCAUAAAAGAACUUUUGUAUUUAAUACAAAGUUUGCUUUGAGACUUUUCAGCAUACGAUCUUUUUCCAUAAACUUGUACAGUGCAAAAGACAUUUUGAAUACCAUGAUCAAUGAUGUCCCAUGCUUCAAGGAAAACCAAACACUUCCCACCUCGCUUGCGAAAUGCAUUCUUCAUUCUCCUCCUUUCCACAGUUGCUGGGUCAGCCCGGGCCCUUCCCUUCUGCAGGCCCAGAGAAUUCUUCCACACACAAGAUGAGAGCCACUUGGGAAAAGAGCCAUAGUCACCUGGGAGGGUCUGCGUCUGGACGGCUGUGGAGAAACCCGAGGGUUUGGGAUUCCAAGUCAGCCCAUUCUACCUGGCAAAACCUUCCUGGAAGGAGGACCUUCUUUGCGCAAGAGCAUCUCCUGAAUGUCGUGAAGAAAUAUCUCUGAAUGUAUGUACCCAUCAGAGGAAACGGCAUCCCCCGAGGGGUGACCAGCCCUCAGAUACGUUUCUUGGAUUCCAGUACCGACACCACCAAUACCACCCACUGCUCUCCUGCAAGAAAGAAAAGAUCAGUUCAUGUCAAACACGGGGCAGCCUUGGCACAUGGUGGUUUUUGUAGUUUCCUCUUUUGCGGUUUUCCAUCUCCCCCUUUCUUCCAGCCUUGUGUCCAUGACCUCAUCCCAUGACACCAGGAGAGCUCCACUUGCACAUGAUGCUCCCUGUUCAUUUGGAGCCAGGAUGCAAGGACGCCAGGAAGCCGGGAGGGGUCUCCCUGAGCGGGGCUCAGCUCAGGAGGAUGGGGAGCGACAGAAGCUACCGAGAACGCCCGACGUCCGUGUUGGCCUUCUCUGGUCAGGAGUGCUGGAUGCUCACACACGUACACACACACACCCUCACCCUCACACAUGCACACAGACGUCCACACACACAGGAAAUGAGUGGUUUGUCAGCACUCACUGUAGUACAUACAGCUUGCACUCUGCGUCCUAUAUCUAGCAGCAUGGGGUACGUUUGGCAGUUCACCCCAGUAGGGGGUAGAUAAUUUAUGACCAUUCAUCUGUUUUUAUGAAUUUUUUUAUCUAGACGAUAACUGUAAAUAAAGAACUCACCAUCUCUGUUCAUUUA
This is a messenger RNA of Vicugna pacos (alpaca), 7192 nucleotides long. NCBI's taxonomy places the organism in Eukaryota, Metazoa, Chordata, Mammalia, Artiodactyla, Camelidae. The record is from RefSeq and is a predicted model, not a curated record.